This is a messenger RNA of Lactuca virosa, 1092 nucleotides long. The record is from the annotation of a GenBank genome assembly. NCBI's taxonomy places the organism in Eukaryota, Viridiplantae, Streptophyta, Magnoliopsida, Asterales, Asteraceae.
AUGUCUGCAAUGAAGAAUCUACCGCCGGAUAUUAUAGAAGCAAUACUGGUACGACUGCCGGCGAAAUCCCUCAGCCGGUUCAAGUCCGUGUCUAAACUUUGGUGUUCGCUAAUUUCCAAUCCCCAAUUCAUCACAACCCAUCUCCAUCUAAACCACCACCCCACAUCCUGUAAAUUGAUUUGCUUUUCCCGUAAUACUAACAAUAAAAAAUGUCUAUGCUCAAUCGAUCUAAAUCUCAACAGCGACGAUGUAUCCGCAAAUGAAGUAAGUUUCUUGCCACCUCCGGUCAUGUGGGAAAUUAUCUGGGGGUCCUGCAACGGGCUCGUUUUAGCCACAGACGAAGAUGAAAGGCUCUAUUUGGUGAAUCCAACCAUAGGCGAGAUCUUCGAACUUCCCAUAUCCCCUUUUGCACUUCCGAUUGAAGAAGGCUAUCAAACCUACGGAUUUGGCAACGAUUCAUCCACGGACGAUUACAAAGUAAUCGCUAUUUCUUUCUCCAACACCGAUAUGUUCGUCAAUGUCUAUAGCUUGAGCAACAAUUCAUGGAGGAAGUUGCCUAAUUCUCCUUAUGGUCAGUCUUAUGUCUGUCUUGUCGGUGGGGUUUCUGUCAACAAGAAUCUUCACUGGUUAAUUGUACGCCCAAACUUCUCAUCAAUGAUUAUUGCGUUUAGUUUAGCAAAAGAGGAAUUCAACGAAAUGAAUUUGCCUGAUUCACUUGGUAACAACCAUCCGUUCAACGUGCUUGUAGUUAUUGGUGGGAAACUUUGUGUUUUUAAUCAGCUGGGUAAGGAUUUGUGGGUGAUGGAGGAGUAUGGGGUUGGUAUGUCUUGGAGUAAGGUUUCCAUCCAUGGGGUCGAUAUAGAUCAUGUGAAACCUAUUUGUUCAGUUGAAGACAACAACCGGGAUAUUGUAUUGGUUGAUGAUGAUAGAGUUGUUAUAUACAACGUGGAUGAGAGAAUAUCCAGAAAUGUAAGAAUCCUUGGGGCUCCAUCUGGAUUCACCAUUAGAGGUAAGCCUAACAGACGAAAAGAAGAGGACUACGGGGGCCCACUAACCGCGUAUGUUAUUAAAGGCUGUCGAGUAUGCGAAUGA